Molecule: messenger RNA, 3054 nt
Organism: Leptopilina boulardi
Lineage: Eukaryota; Metazoa; Arthropoda; Insecta; Hymenoptera; Figitidae
Exons: 9
Coding region: 437-2551 (704 amino acids)
Molecular function (GO): actin binding
Source: RefSeq, a predicted model, not a curated record
AUUCGAUAUUUCCCUGAGUCGAGAAAACCUUUAAACUUUCAAAGUCAACUAUAGAAACUUCUCUCUCAUUAAAUAUCACUUCAUAUAUUCCAAAGAGGAAAAGAAAAGCGCAUCUUUAUAAUUUGAAAAUAAAAUUUAUGAUAGUGUGUGGCUAUUUUUUUUUUUUUUAAAUAUAUUUUUGCAAAUUUAUGGAAAAUUGUUUGAAAACUAGGUCAUAUUUCACCCACGCAAAAGUUCCCCACCUACAAAUUUCGCGACAAAAUUGUGUCCAGGAGUUGAACAGUAACGCAUCAUCUUUCUUUGCAACGUGAUCUUGAGAUCCUCUAUACAACGUGAUCCUUGAUCGAUCGAUUAAUCGAUCGAUAAAGAUAUUACAGAGAAAUAGAUAAUUUAAAACAAGAGAAAAAUUGGUGACAGUUGGAAAAAAAAAGAAAAAAUGCCGGGUGCAGGAGGUCAGUCGACUCCAAGGACGACCUUCAGACCACCCUGGGUCAAAGAUGGACCAAAUCCUUUACCAAUGCCUACAGCCCCCUGGACUUUAAACAGACGUGAUUCAAAUCAAAAAACCGACGAUGCACCAGCUUUUACGAAAGUCACUCUCAAGAGUGUAUCGAAACCUGAAGAAGCAAAACCACCUGCUGAUCAGCCACGUAAACAAAGUAAAAUUACAAUCAUCCCUUCGCAAGUGAAUAGUAGCGAUAAUAAAAAGAAUACAGGUCAACCCCCAGCACUGUCAAAAGCGAGGGAAAAUGGACGACCUGAACCAGCCUCAAGACCACAACUUGAACGACAAGUUCGUGUCGAUAGAUCACGAUCACGCGGCGACGUUUUGCCAAUUUCCAAAAGUGAAAGCACAACUGGUGCACCCACGUUAUCAAAGAGUUCAUCCAGAGCAGCCAUUCCACCUCCACCGCCUCCAAGACCACCACCACCACCGCCAUCAAGAAAUAUUUUAAAAGAUCUAGCACCAUUAUCGGAAAAACAACAAAAAACAAUAGAAAUGUUAAAAUCUAGGCCGAGAAAACGACCUGAUUGGGCAUGUAUGAUGAAAGAGGUCGAGAGUGGCAAGAAACUAAGACAUGUCAAAUGUAACGAUAGAAGUGCACCAUUAAUUGAAAGAGUAGAUAAAGUUAUAACUGAUCCCAAAGGUCCAGUGCACUUUAUCUAUGAAUCGGAAAAAUCCAAUGUACACAAUCAGCUACUUCAUCAAAUUCAAAGGGGCGUAGCAUUGAAGAGUGUCAAAACAAAUGAUCGUUCAAGACCAAAUUUAGAAGGUUUAAGAAAAUUCCGAAGACAAUUGACAAUAGAAGAACAAAUAAAAAAGGCUGAUGAACCAGUAGAAGCAAUUUUACCAGAUGAAAUGGAUGAUAUUGAUGCUGUUAGAGAUGAUCUUCAAAGUACAAAACAAAUGCUCGCUCUAGAAUUAAGAAAUAAAGAAGCUCUUGAAAGAGAUAAUAAAAGAUUACAGAAAACUAAUUUGACACCUGAAACUUCGAAGCUACAAUCACUUCAAUUUAAACUACAGGCAAGAAUUCUCAAUCUCGAAGCGGAACUGGAACAUGAAAAAUCACAAAAAAGUAUUCAAGAAUAUAAAAAACAGGAUACAAAAUUAUCAGAAUCUUUAAAAAAGGAAGCUGAACAGGCGAGAAAAGAUGCUGAAAGAUUGGAAAAAGAUUAUGCAACUGUUUCUGAAGAAAGAGAUAAAACUAAAAAUGAAUUAGAAGACAUGAAGAGAAUGUAUGCUACUUUAGAAAGACGCAUGAAAGCCGAAUAUUGCGAAGAAAACAAUGAGGCUUAUGAUGCAAUAAUAGAAUUAGCAGAUGAUAGCGAAGAAUCGUUUUGGUACGGAUUUUCAGGAAUGGCAUUGGCUGGUUGUCCAAGUGCAAAGGAUGUUGCGAGGAUUGCUUCACAAAAAAGUAUAGACAAAUCAAAUAAAUCAAAUGCCAGUGAAAGUGAAGAAGAAACCGAAGAAGAAUCAGAAGAAGAAGAAAGUUCUGAAGAAGAAUCAGAUGAAGAAGAAGAUCCAAAGGCAGCAGAAGAAAAACGACUUCAACGAGAAUUAAAACUUCUACAAACAAAAAUUAAAAGUUUCAAAGACAAAUCCGAUAAUGCAAGAAAAGAAAGGCACGCACUUAGAGAACAAAUUAAACAACAAAAUAAAUUGCUCAAAGAAGAGAAAAAGAAAUUCAAACGUUUACAAAAAGAAGUAGACAAAAUGGCAAAAUUAAUGGGUGAUGCUGAAGAUGAGGAACACGAGGAUGAAGAAGAAGAAGAAGAAGAAGAGGAGGAGGAAACUGAAUCAGAAGACGAGUCUGAAUCUGAAGAAUCUGAGGAAGAUGAAGCUGACGAUGCAAAUGCACCUUUAGCAAAGCAAAAGAAUAAUUUACAGCUUCAAACGAAAAGGUACGAGGGACGUUUGGCAGCUCUUAAAAAAGGCAAUUACCUCCUAAAAGCUCAAGUUGAUCGUCUAAAAGACGAUUUAGCAAAACAACGCGAGGAAAGCCUUUCUUUACAAGAAGAUCUGGACUCUGUAUUAGCUGAACUAGGUUAGAGUGUCAAUUUCUUACUAUUUUUUCUAUAUAAGUUACAUUCAAAGUGCCUUUCAAUAUCCUAAACAUUCUUUUUUUUAUAUAAAAAAAAAUUAUUUCAUGUUGCAAAUAAAUUUUUAAAAAAAUGGUUCAAUAUCAAAACAUAAUCACAAACUAAAAAUACAUUUCUAUUACAAAGAAAACGAACGUAUUUUAAUAUAUACUAAAUAUUAAUUUAUUCUGUACAGAAAAAAGUUUUUAGUUUGGGGUUAUGUCUGGUAUUGAAUUUUUUUAUCUAUUAAUUGGUUAUAUAUUGGUUAUAACAAUAUAUUGGUAACAUAUAUUGCUUGAUUAUUUUAAUAUAUCAAAAAUAAUAAUGGCAGUUUGGAGGUGAUUCAAUUUGAAUGAAUCUAUAGUUAUAUAUAUAUAAUUAACAUGUGUUUAAGAAAUGCUACUGUAUAUUGGUUUUGUUAUUGAAUUGUAAAAUAUUUUUUAAUAAAGGCAAUUUCUGGCUAAUUGUCUAAAA